This is a messenger RNA of Spizellomyces punctatus DAOM BR117, 2377 nucleotides long. RefSeq lists its product as hypothetical. Gene Ontology annotation, cellular component: nucleus. The transcript is spliced from 9 exons. Lineage: Eukaryota; Fungi; Chytridiomycota; Chytridiomycetes; Spizellomycetales; Spizellomycetaceae. Bases 731 to 2245 code for a protein of 504 amino acids. The record is from RefSeq and is a predicted model, not a curated record.
CGCGAAUAAAAAGUCCAGAAUAGUCGCGACAGUCCCCCAGCUGGUCGCCGAUGAACGUUCGUCUGUCGCCUUUCGCCUUGGCGACACAAUUGCGGGAAAGUCUUGUUUUUAAAACUCGUUAGAUCUUUGCUCUUUGUGCCUAGUGCAAAAUCCGGCAAUCUAACCGCAACGUUUCCGGCCGUUCGGCAAAUCCACACUUUAUCGUGUAAGCGCCAUUGUCGACAACAAGCGUCGCUGUGGACAUCCAGAUCCCCUUCCCAAUGUAGAUCUCGUCCUGCCUCGCAUGUCAAGAGCAGUUGUCAUUGCGCGUGGCAUGACGCUUAGCCCUCCGAGUGAUACAAAAGCAGGCUUUCGAACCCCCGCUCUCCCUGUGGCUACAGUACGGUAUGAAAACCCGAAAUCACCCAGGCUUUGCAAUCAGAGAACAGUAUCCUGUUGGUAAGCGUUUGAAAACAUCAGUUAAUUCAGUUGCGGCGAGUGUACGGCAGAGUCCGUCAACGCCAAGACGCAUGUUCGCUGCUGUUGUCAUACCGUCCAACCUGCAAACGCGAGAAAAAGCCAAACUAUAUUCGCUCGGCAGAUUAAGAACGAUGGCAAAAUCACCGGCAGUAUCACUAGAUCAUGAAAAGAAUGUUUGUCAAAAUGGACUCGUACUCCAGGGCAGGAUCUGGAAGGCCAAGUCGUGGACAGUCAGCCUUGCGCACAAACGCCGCGCAGAACUCCUCCAAGUAUGAUACAACGUCAUCGGCGAAAAUUCAUCGUGGUGGACGACGAUGAGGAUGAGGAACAAACCCAUACUCGUGCUAUCCCUGCCCCUUACGAGUAUGCCAAAGUUCUUGGAACGAUGGAACACACAAAACGCUUCAAUUUGGAUGAUCGUUCCAGAUUACCGUUUUGCUUUCCGGACGAUGAAGAUGAAGAUAUGGAUAUGCUUUCAGAUCUUCCUUCGAGUAGUGUCAUUGAUCUUGAAGAUCCUGGCAUAGUCAAUGAUCUCAAGAAUGACAAGAAUGCUUCUUCUACCGUAAGAUCGGGACACCACGCAUCUUACAAAUCUGAUGCCACAAUAUCGUCGAUGCGCAAUGUCGUUGCCCACUUGCCGCAUGCUCGCAUGAUGGCCACGACCACUCCAGCUGCGCCCGCGGUGCGCAAGCGUAGACGGACACCAAACAGUGAUGGUGAGAGUUCCGAAGGAAUGAGAGGUGCUGACAUAGACCAGGACGAUUUGUAUCUGAGCGACGACGCUCUGUCGAGACCGCGCCCGGUGAACCAUUUUAAGGAGGCCCUUAAAAACUAUAAGUCGCGAAAAAAGUUACGACUCGCAGAAGAACUUAACCCCGAAGAGUCUUUUACAGAAGGGGGGAUCUGUCAGAGUUCGGAAGGAAGUGACGAAGAUAAAAGCUAUCAUGAUAAUAGUGAUAGUGAUAUCGGCAAGCACCCCGAUAAAAUUUCCAGCGAUUACUCGGAUGACGACCUUCAGGGGUUCAUCGUUGAUGAAGGAGUAAGCGACGCAGAGGCGCUUGCCACUUUGCCCUCUAAUUUUCGCCUGGUCGCAUCAACCUUAUUCGAUUCAUUUCGAAUAUUUGUAGAAAUGUUGUUAGAGAUGGUGGUGGACCCCAGCUUUGGAGUUAGGGUAUACCAAACAAAGGAUGACCAAUACCUCCCACAUGUGCGUGCCCUCGAGAAUCGUCUAUCGGGUUAUCGUAUCUCCCUCGUUUCCUCGGAAGUUUGGCAGCCUGACUUCAGGCGAUCGCUCGACACUUGUCCACGAUUUCGCUGCUGGAGCGUUACAAGAAUUGGCGAUUGCGACGCAUGCGCGCGAUCAAAUCGUCCUGCAAGUAAAAGGAUCUUAUUAAGUGGGUGGCCGUACAACCCGGAUACUUUGCAGCCACUGCAGAACUGCUUGGAUGACUCUCCAAACAACGACAAUUCCGAAUUUGAUGAGCCCGACCUUUCCGCUGCGAGAACGAGGAGAAAGCGAAAGAGUCCAGCGUACACCUACAAUGUCGGAAGGUAUUGUUUCGCCCGGUCUAGACUAUAUCAUAAGUUGCGACAUUUCAAGUACGCUAUGCAAGAAAAGGUGAAAGAAUGGACCACGAAGCAGUCGGAGUGGUACGCAGAUUCAAGAUUAUCGUUCCGCGCCCUGGAAGAAGACGGGUUGGUGGAGAAGUUAUGGGCGGAUUUUGAAAAUUUGACGGAACACGCUGAAGAAUACGCGGCAGGCGAGACCCGGUCAAGAUGGAGAUAGUGAUAUUUACAUGUAGCAUAGUCAGUUGACGCAGGCAGAUUGCAUCUGAUUAAAAUGAAGUUCAAGGGAGGCCAUGCGGUGGUGCUUGCGGUGUCCAAUUGCAAAAUAAGAUGUACAGCGCAGUUUUCUUUU